Molecule: messenger RNA, 2826 nt
Organism: Aethina tumida (small hive beetle)
Lineage: Eukaryota; Metazoa; Arthropoda; Insecta; Coleoptera; Nitidulidae
Gene: Mcm2
Product: DNA replication licensing factor Mcm2
Exons: 9
Coding region: 91-2730 (879 amino acids)
Biological process (GO): double-strand break repair via break-induced replication; DNA replication; mitotic DNA replication initiation
Cellular component (GO): nucleus; MCM complex
Molecular function (GO): single-stranded DNA binding; ATP binding; 3'-5' DNA helicase activity
Source: RefSeq, a predicted model, not a curated record
CCGUUUGCUAACAUUUUAAGUUUUCCGUUUUAUCGUUGAGUUUUUAACGUUUUGGUUAUUGUUUAAUUGCUUUAAGAAAAAUCAACAAAAAUGUCUCGCAGGCCUGAAGAUUCUCCAAUGCCCAAUCAAACACCCCGUUCAAAUAUGUCUUCUCCAGCUCAAGAUUUUGAACCUUUUGAAGAUGAGGGUGCCCUUUUGGGGGAUGUUAAUCCUGAGAUGGAGGAAGAAGAUGGAGAGGAACUAUUUGGGGACAACAUGGAAAAUGAUUAUCGGCCAAUGCCCCAUUUGGAUCGGUAUGAUGAAAGAAUGCUGGAUGAGGAUGAAUAUGACAACAUGUCUGUAGGUGACCGAUUGGCAGCUGAAGAGGCCCUUCGGAGGAGGGACAGAGAAAUGGGUAUUUACAGAAGGGAUGACAGGGAAUUAUUUUAUGAUGAGAGCGAUGAAGAUGAGGAUCCAAGGAAGAAGAGGAAACUCGCUGAAAAAGCGGCGAUGGGCGAGACCGACGAUCAAGAAAUGAUCGAAUCAAUUGAGAAUCUAGAAGACACAAAAGGUUACACCAUAAAAGAUUGGGUCGUUAUGAUGGGACCCAGAACGGAAAUCGCCAACAGAUUCAAGAAUUUCCUCCGCACCUAUGUGAACAGUAAAGGACAACACGUAUACAAAGAAAAAAUUCGCCGCAUGUGCGAGAACAACCAGUGCAGUUUCACAGUUGAGUUUUCAAGUUUGGCAAACAAGGAACACGUUUUAGCCUACUUCUUACCAGAGGCACCUUUUCAAAUGCUCGAGAUAUUCGAUGAGGUCGCUAAAGAUAUUGUGCUCUCUAUGUAUCCUAGCUAUGACAGAGUGACCAGUGAAAUUCACGUCAGAAUAUCAGAUUUGCCUCUUAUAGAAGAAUUGAGAACAUUCAGAAAGUUACAUGUAAACCAACUAGUCCGGACUCUGGGGGUUGUAACGGCAACUACGGGAGUUUUACCGCAACUGUCCAUUGUGAAAUUCGAUUGUAACAAAUGUGGAUUUAUCCUAGGACCAUUUACACAAGCACAAGAUCAAGAAGUCCAGCCUGGAGCCUGUCCUGAGUGUCAAAGUCAUGGUCCAUUUAUGAUUAACAUGGAACAAACUUUGUAUAGGAAUUAUCAGAAAAUUACGUUGCAAGAAUCCCCGGGACGUAUACCUGCAGGCAGAGUACCACGUUCUAAGGACUGCAUUUUAUUAGCAGAUUUGUGCGAUAGAUGUAAACCUGGAGAUGAAGUCGACGUAACUGGAAUUUACACAAACAGCUAUGAUGGCUCAUUGAACACAGAUAAUGGCUUCCCUGUUUUCUCCACAGUUAUAUUUGCCAAUCACUUGGUGGUUAAAGAUUGCAAGCAAAUCGUCCAAUCAUUGACAGACGAUGAUAUAAACGCCAUUAUUAAAAUGAGCAAGGACCACAGGAUUUCUGAUAGGAUCAUUGCCUCAAUUGCCCCCUCUAUUUAUGGGCAUGAAUAUAUCAAAAGGGCUUUGGCUUUGGCUCUGUUUGGUGGUGAACCAAAGAACCCAGGACAAAAACAUAAGGUCAGAGGAGAUAUAAACGUUUUAAUUUGCGGUGAUCCCGGUACUGCCAAAUCACAGUUUUUGAAAUUCGUGGAAAAAAUAGCCCCCAGAGCGGUAUUCACAACAGGUCAAGGUGCCAGUGCUGUUGGUCUAACAGCUUAUGUCAGAAGAAAUCCGGCCACAAGAGAAUGGACCUUGGAAGCAGGGGCGUUAGUUUUAGCUGAUCAGGGAGUUUGCCUCAUUGAUGAGUUUGACAAGAUGAAUGACCAAGACAGGACGUCAAUCCAUGAAGCAAUGGAACAACAAUCUAUCUCAAUUUCUAAGGCAGGUAUUGUUACGAGUUUGCAGGCUCGCUGUUCCGUAAUCGCAGCCGCCAAUCCUCUAGGAGGUAGAUACGAUGCCAGUAUGACCUUCGCCGAAAACGUAAACUUGUCGGAUCCAAUUUUGUCCCGUUUCGAUAUCCUUUGUGUCGUCAGAGAUGAAAUCGACCCCAUUCAAGAUCAACACUUGGCUAAGUUCGUCGUGAGCUCCCACAUCCGUCACCAUCCUUCCAAAAAGGAUGAAGAAAGUGAGAGUACCAUGGAGGUGGAUAAUGAGAUGGCAAUUCCCCAGGAGUUACUCAAGAAGUAUAUUGUGUAUGCCAGAGAGAAUAUUCAUCCUAAGCUACAAAAUAUGGACCAGGAUAAAGUGGCCAAUAUAUACAGUCAACUUAGACAGGAAUCACUGGCAACUGGAAGUCUUCCAAUAACAGUACGUCACAUCGAAAGUAUAAUACGAAUGUCAGAAGCACACGCACGCCUGCAUCUCAGGGAAUAUGUUCAAGAAGAAGACGUGAACAUGGCUGUCAGGAUGAUGCUUGAGAGUUUCGUAGAAACGCAAAAAUACAGCGUUAUGAAGACAAUGCGACAAGUGUUUCAACGUUAUUUGUUAUUCAAAAAGGAUCACAGCGAAUUGCUAUUUUAUAUUUUGCGGCAAUUGGCGCAAGACCAGCUCACUUUCCAAAGAGGAACCAAUGAGUUGGAGGCACUCUCUAUUGAAAUCGACGAGAAAGAUCUCGCCGAUAAGGCGAAGCAGAUAGAUAUUCAUGAUCUGAAACCAUUCUAUAAGAGUAAAAUCUUUGAAUCAAAUAACUUCUCAUAUGAUGCCAAAAGGAAAGUUAUUAUUCAUACUGUACCUGAGACAUUUACGUCUGAGGAUUAAUUACUGUUAAGACUACUUUUAAGUAAUUGUAAAAUUGCAUUAAGUAUAAUUUUUAACUUAUGUAAAACCUAUUUUUUAUUAAACCUUUUAAUUUUC